AACGUGUUAAAGCCUCUCGAAAACCACAACAAGAAACCGAAACUGAAGAAACACAGAGAACCUUACAAAAAAUAAUGUCAGAACUCGAGAACAACGAGCCACUCCUAAUCACCGAGGAAGAAGAGACAGCGUACGAUGAAACAGAGAAGGUCCACAUCGUGCGUGACGAAGACGAGAACGAUCUAGAACACGGCGUCGGAUGCGGCGGCGCACCACCAUUCUCAUGGAAGAAGCUAUGGCUAUUCACGGGACCUGGGUUUUUGAUGAGCAUUGCUUUUUUAGAUCCAGGGAAUCUAGAAGGAGAUCUCCAAGCCGGUGCGGUUGCUGGGUACUCGUUGCUUUGGCUUCUCAUGUGGGCUACAGCGAUGGGUCUUUUGGUUCAGCUUUUAUCAGCGAGGCUUGGUGUUGCAACGGGUCGUCACUUAGCUGAGCUUUGUCGUGAUGAGUAUCCUACUUGGGCUAGGAUGGUUUUGUGGGUUAUGGCUGAGUUUGCUUUGAUUGGAUCUGAUAUUCAAGAAGUUAUUGGUAGUGCUAUUGCUAUUAAGAUUUUGAGUAAUGGGAUUUUGCCUCUUUGGGCUGGUGUUCUUAUCACUGCUCUUGAUUGUUUUGUCUUCUUGUUUCUUGAGAACUAUGGAAUAAGGAAGCUGGAGGCAGUGUUUGCUGUUCUAAUUGCUACAAUGGCAGUCUCAUUUGCUUGGAUGUUUGGUCAAGCUAAGCCAAGUGGCUCUGAGCUUCUCAUUGGUAUAUUGGUACCAAAACUGAGUUCAAGAACGAUACAGAAAGCAGUUGGAGUUGUGGGUUGUAUUAUAAUGCCACACAAUGUGUUUCUUCAUUCAGCUCUUGUUCAAUCUAGAGAAGUCGACAAACGACAGAAAUACCGAGUCCAAGAAGCGCUAAACUACUACACAAUCGAAUCCACGAUUGCUCUUUUUGUCUCGUUUAUGAUCAAUCUCUUUGUCACAACGGUUUUCGCUAAAGGGUUUUACAAUACUGACCUUGCGGAUAGCAUUGGUCUGGUUAACGCGGGACAGUAUCUUCAGGACAAGUAUGGAGGCGGGGUGUUCCCGAUACUAUACAUUUGGGGUAUCGGUUUAUUAGCUGCUGGUCAAAGCAGCACCAUUACAGGUACCUAUGCAGGACAGUUCAUCAUGGGUGGGUUUCUUAAUUUCAAAAUGAAGAAAUGGUUGAGAGCUUUGAUCACUCGUAGCUGUGCUAUCAUUCCAACUAUUAUCGUCGCUCUAGUGUUUGAUUCAUCAGAAGCUACACUCGAUGUCUUAAACGAGUGGCUUAACGUUCUUCAAUCCAUUCAAAUCCCCUUUGCACUCAUUCCUUUGCUGUGUUUGGUUUCCAAGGAACAAAUCAUGGGUAGUUUCAAAAUCGGUCCUUUGUACCAGACAAUCGCGUGGCUAGUUGCUGCGCUCGUGAUAUUGAUCAACGGUUAUCUUUUGUUGGAGUUCUUCACCUCAGAGGUUAGUGGAGUAGUCUAUACCGGUUUGGUGACUAUGUUCACAGCUUCAUAUGGUGCAUUCAUAUUCUACCUCAUUGCUCGUGGCAUCACUUUCACUCCAUGGCGAUUCAAAGCAGGAUCUAUUCAAUGAGAAAUGAACCAAACAAACAAGACAGUGUAGUAGCUAUAUCUUGUAAUCCUUAGGAUAAUGAGUUUUAACUUUCUCUUUUGUAUUAUAUGUGUUGUUGUUAUAAAGCAGCUCUGCUUGUAUUGUAUUGUAUUGAAGAAGGCUCUUCUAUAUAUGUAUCAGUAGAUAGUUCCCAAAGAUAAAAACUAAUAAGAUCUGCUAUUUUUGUUGUUGUU
Capsella rubella is the source of this 1810-nucleotide messenger RNA. Its product is annotated as metal transporter Nramp3. NCBI's taxonomy places the organism in Eukaryota, Viridiplantae, Streptophyta, Magnoliopsida, Brassicales, Brassicaceae. Gene Ontology annotation, biological process: defense response to bacterium; metal ion transport; positive regulation of reactive oxygen species metabolic process. Bases 75 to 1598 code for a protein of 507 amino acids. The record is from RefSeq and is a predicted model, not a curated record. The transcript has 4 exons. Gene Ontology annotation, cellular component: vacuolar membrane. Gene Ontology annotation, molecular function: cadmium ion transmembrane transporter activity; manganese ion transmembrane transporter activity.